GCUGCAACAAACAUACAAUUCAAAGAAAUUAAGGAUUUGAGAAUUCAAAGAUGAAGGGUUCUGUUGUGAUCUCUCUCUUUGCCCUCUUGGCUUUGGCUUCCUCGGUGGCUUCUGCUUAUGACCCCAGUCCUCUCCAAGAUUUUUGCGUCGGUCUCAAUGAUACCAAACUUGGAGUAUUUGUGAAUGGGAAAUUCUGCAAAGAUCCCAAGCUUGUCAAAGCAGAUGACUUCUUCUUCCACAUAAUGCCAGGGAACACGUCCAACCCAUUGGGCUCCCAAGUGACUCAAGUGUCUGUGAAUGAAUUCCCAGGACUCAACACUCUUGGUAUCUCCCUUGCUCGUAUUGACUAUGCUCAAUACGGUUUGAAUCCUCCUCACAUUCAUCCUCGUGCCACUGAGGUGUUGACUGUCCUUGAAGGAACUCUCAUGGUUGGAUUUGUGGCUUCCAACCAAAAUGAUAACCGCCUCUUCACCAAAGUCCUCAACAAAGGAGACGUGUUUGUGUUCCCAUUUAGUAUGAUUCACUUUCAACUCAAUGUUGGGUAUGGUGAUGCUGUAGCACUCUCUAGUUUAAGCAGCCAAAAUCCAGGAGUAAUUACCGUUGCUAAAGCUGUGUUUGGAUCCACUCCUCCAAUCUCUCCUGAGGUUCUCACUAAAGCCUUCCAAGUUGACAAGAACAUAAUUGCCUAUCUUCAAAAGCAAGCUUGGUACGACAACAACUAGACAGACUAUCCACUGUGCCUAUCCAUAAUUCUGUACUCCAUAAAAUUGUUAUAAAUAAAUAUGCAUACAUGGCGUAUGCAAAAGAAACUCUGUCUCUUCAUGUAAAUUCAAUUAUAUAUUGGAAUAAAUAAAUAUGAUCCAUUCUGGUUUA
Molecule: messenger RNA, 873 nt
Organism: Prosopis cineraria
Lineage: Eukaryota; Viridiplantae; Streptophyta; Magnoliopsida; Fabales; Fabaceae
Product: germin-like protein subfamily 1 member 13
Exons: 2
Coding region: 51-722 (223 amino acids)
Cellular component (GO): cell wall
Molecular function (GO): manganese ion binding
Source: RefSeq, a predicted model, not a curated record